GAGGAGGGCAGCGUGUGGAAGGGGAUGGCGCCUCUGCCUGCGAGCCCCUUCUCUCUCAGGGAUAGGGAUGGCUCUUUCCCACCCCCAUCUAAACGGGGACAGUUGGACAACGUCUCGCUGGAAAGUUGAGUUCCGCGGGCAGCACGGUUGCGAGUUGUCUCAAAGAGACACCCAGGCCUGUUACUCCCACUGCUGUACGAAAAUUUCGAAAUACCACAGAUCCAGCUCCUGGUGCUAAAAUAAUAUUCUACGGCAGUGCAGAUGAUCCCGAUGUUGCAAGUCACUUGACACAUGGCAUAAAGUCAACCUCCGAAUUCACUGUAAGAAUGUGACUCAUUUACUCUUGUUUAAGAAUGAACCUCUUAAGAGUGUUCUUAAUAAAAGCAACCGAUGUCUUCAUAGUCAGGGAUAAAGUGUUGUUUGUGAUGUCUUCAGGUAGCUUCAUUGAUAAGUCCAGUUGCUAAAAGUGAAUUUCAAGAAAAGAUACAAGACAUGAAAGAAGCAAUUUACUCCAGUAAUCGUGAAGCACCUUUGGGUAAAUCACAUGAUCAAUCUUUGAAGUUACCUGAGGGCUUGGAUAUAAUUAAUACUACAUUCGGAAUGAAAGUCUUCCAAGAUUUAACAGCUGGAGAGUUGGUAAACCCACCAAAGACCUUUGAGGAAGUGGAUAAAGAAGCGAGAGAAGGACAUGAUUUGUAUGUUCUCUCACAUGAGGAUUAUUACGUGGGGGAAUCAGUCAAUAGGAGGUAUAACUCACACUUUGACAAGUCUUUUGUUUAUGGAAUGGAAACCCCUCACUAUGAAGAUGGGCGAAAUACAGCCAAGACCUUAAAUUGGGUCUUGGACCUGGAUUCGAAGAGAGCACCACACCUUGUGUCAAAACGAAGUGAAGAUUUCAAGGAAAAAUACCAACCUCUGGUUGGAAAAGUUUUUGAUCCUAUAGCAGAAACUAUGAAUGUUCCCCCAGACCAUACAUUUGGAUUGGUGGUCCCUCCAGAUGAAUAUGACGUUCAUGAUCUUCUUCAUGUCCGGGUUCCAUGUGAGUUCCUCCGUGGGAAGGACAGAGAAAGAGUUAUCUUGAUUGCUGUUCGAGAAAGUCUGAAGAAAGCUAACUAUAGGAAUUUUGAUGUGUUACUAGAAGCAUUAAGACAUUUUGAUAAGAGUGGUGAUGGAAUGAUGCACAAGGACAAGCUACGAAAGAUCUUUUUUCAGCUGAACGUGAAUCUGGAUGAUGAGCUCCUGGAAUCCUUAUUUGACUGCUGUGAUUUGGAUAAGGAUGGUCUGAUUAAUUACCAGGACUUUGCAAACUUUCUGAACUGGAAAGAUAAAAUGGGUGUUAAAGAGUUUGAAGAAAAAAUAAUGACAAAAGGGAAAAAAUUAGAUGCCUAUCUUCCCAAAGACACAAAGAAAGAAGAUGAACGACUGCCAGAACAGGAAGAUCUUGAGUUAAAAGAACCAGAAAGCUCAGAAAAGAUGCCAAAACCGCUUACAAGAUCAGCAGACCGUGUAUAUACAAAUUAUCAAACGUCAUCUUCUCAGUAUAAUGCUGUAGUUGGUGGCGUCCCGACAUCCUGUUAUCCAUUGUGUGGUGUUCCAAGUAUUCGUUCAGAUAUUCCUGCUCCUCGAGUUCGCCGCCUCAGUGACACGACUAAUUAUGGUGACCAGGGCAGUAGUUUUUCUCUAUUGUUCCCUUCUGUCUUCAGUCAAAAGGGAGUAUAUGAAAAACAUCUUUUAAAAAAGAGACCAAAGGCAGAGAUUAAACAAGUUCUCCACAAUAUGGGCAUGAAUGCUUCAGAUGAAAGAUUUGAAGAAAUAUGGAAGCAAGUGUGUACAAAACAUGAGAUAAAAGAGCUUUGUGAUUGUGAAGAAAGUAUGUGGAAUAUACUGAAUAGGAUACAUGAAUCAGGCAUAAAAUUCUAGUCUCUGAUUCUAGUCUCGGGGCACUGCUUUUAUUUAACAUCAGUCAUAAUUCUGGUGCUGAAUAAAAAAAUAAACAAUAAA
Motacilla alba alba is the source of this 2001-nucleotide messenger RNA. It is a transcript of the gene EFHB, whose product is annotated as EF-hand domain family member B. Bases 493 to 1920 code for a protein of 475 amino acids. Lineage: Eukaryota; Metazoa; Chordata; Aves; Passeriformes; Motacillidae. Gene Ontology annotation, molecular function: calcium ion binding. The transcript has 13 exons. The record is from RefSeq and is a predicted model, not a curated record.